AUGGCUCAUUGUAAUCCUGCACAUACCCCUGUGGAUACCGAAGGGAAGCUCAGUAGCUCUUCAGGGGAACUAGUUGACGACCCGACAAUAUAUUGCAGGCUUGCUGGGGCAUUACAGUAUCUCACAUUCAUACGUCCAGAUAUCUCGUAUGCCAUCCAGCAAGUUUGCAUGCACAUGCAUGCUCCUCGGAUGUCUCACUUGCAUGCUCUAAAACAUAUUCUUAGGUACGUUAAAGGAACCAUUGAGAUUGGCAUAUACUUGCAUCACAACUCGGUUUCCACUCUCACUGCAUGUACCGACACCGAUUGGGUCGGAUGUCCUGACACACACAGAUCUACAUCGGGCUACUGUGUGUUUCUGUGUGAUAAUCUAAUCUCAUGGUCAGCUAAACGUGAAACGAUCGUGUCUCAUUCUAGUACAGAGGCAGAGUAUAGAGGCAUCGUAAAUGUAGUUGCAGAAAUUUGUUGGCUCAUAAACCUAUUUCUUGAACUUCGUCACCAUCCGAUACGCACAUCUCUCGCUUAUUUUGACAAUGUCGGCGCCAUCUACAUGUCAGAAAACCCAAUCCAACAUUAG
Messenger RNA from Lactuca sativa (garden lettuce), 576 nucleotides. Lineage: Eukaryota; Viridiplantae; Streptophyta; Magnoliopsida; Asterales; Asteraceae. The record is from RefSeq and is a predicted model, not a curated record.